Molecule: messenger RNA, 1729 nt
Organism: Diachasmimorpha longicaudata
Lineage: Eukaryota; Metazoa; Arthropoda; Insecta; Hymenoptera; Braconidae
Product: facilitated trehalose transporter Tret1-like
Exons: 4
Coding region: 106-1533 (475 amino acids)
Biological process (GO): transmembrane transport
Cellular component (GO): membrane
Molecular function (GO): transmembrane transporter activity
Source: RefSeq, a predicted model, not a curated record
CGGCAGUUGGUCCAGCAUUAAUCGAAGAGUAAAAAAACUAUUCCUUUCACCGAUUAAUUUACGAGCUGUUGAAAUGUCUAAAAUUCUGCCAGAAGUUAGGGGAACAUGGCGUCAAUAUACUGCUGCAUUGACCAUCAAUAUUCUCCUGAAAUUACAGUCAAUCUGGCAACAAUAGCGACAGGCAUAUCAGCGGGUUGGACAUCACCAAUGAUUCCUCGUCUCCAAGCUACGGAUACACCAGUUGGUGAUAAGCCAAUGUCCCUAGAUCAAAUAUCCUGGUUAUCAUCAGUCACCUGCAUUGCGCCACUAUUUGUGCUCCCAUUGUGUAAUAUAUUGUCUGAGAGAUUUGGUAGAAAAAUAUUGGGAUGCCUCAUGGCAAUUCCCAUGGGAUUGUGCUGGCUCCUGACUCUUCUAGCAACAAAUUUCACGUUUCUCCUGAUUGCGAGAAUCCUUGAGGGUAUGGGAAAUGGUAUGAUCAUCUUUCUCGUGCCAAUUUACAUAGCUGAAAUAGCCAGUGAUGAUGUCAGGGGGAAGCUCGGAAGUUUUUUGGGAGUUGCUGCGAAUUUUGGGCUUCUUUUGGGGUUCAUACUCGGAGCUAUCAUGUCCUAUCAGAUGUUUGCAAUAAGUGGCAUGAUAGUGCCAAUUGUUUUUCUUGCUGGAUUCAUAUUCAUGCCUGAAACUCCCAUCUAUCUUCUCCGUAAAGGACGAAAGGAGGCAGCAACUAGGUCGUUGAUGUGGCUCAGGAACGAUGAUAAGGUGACAGUGGACAGUGAAUUACGUCGUAUCGAGAAAAUGCUGGAAGAAGAAGCUAUGAGUACCAGCAAAACAGUCGGUUUCAAAGAUCUAUUCAGAAGUCGAGGGACCAUUUGGGGAUUCGUUAUUGCUCUCGCAUUACUUCCAGGACAACAAACCUCUGGAAUCACUGUCAUUUUUACGUAUGCAGCGACAAUUUUUGAAUUGGCAGAAACAUCAUUGGAUCCAAAUUCUGCAGCUAUAGUUCUCGCAAUAAUGCAAGUAUUUGGAUCGAUAGUAUCAACAGCAACGAUUGAACGUGCAGGAAGACGAUUUCUCCUACUAUUUUCAUGCGGUGGAAUGGCAAUUUGUCACAUUCUACUGGGAUUAUUUUUUCUAUUUCAAUUUCUCGAGUAUAAUUUAUCAACCAUCAACUGGUUACCAAUUGUCACUCUAUCAUCAUAUACUAUCCUCUAUUGCCUUGGUCUAGGCCCAGUGGCUUUUGUGGUUUCCAGUGAAGUCCUCAGUUCCGAUAUAUCAGGUCUCGCCAAUUCGAUAGCGAUGUCAAUAGUGUGGAUUAUUUGUUUUGUAAUAAUCAAAGGUUUUCCAUUCGCAAGAGAUUUAAUUGGAGCCCACGGAUGUGCCUUUAUUCUCGCAUUUUUCUGUACCUGUACUUUAUUAUUUACGUACUUUGUCAUUCCUGAGACCAAAGGUAAAUCGAUUGAGUCAAUAGUGAAAGAGUUGAAUGUCUCAUCGAAAAAAUCGAAAACCAUUGAUUAUGAACUGUCAAGAAAACCUUGAUCAAGUAGUAUUAUUUAUUUAUGAAACUAAAUUAUUAAAUUUCUCAUGAAGCGUGAAAUGUGAUAUUUAUUGUUAAACUUUACUCCCUUUUAUAGAUACAACCUGAUCUCAUGGGUACAGUCAUUAAUUAUUCAUAAUAGCGCUAAGGAAUGUUGAAAAUGUAUUGUUACUUUGUAAUAAAAUCGAAGAAUACAGA